GUUCUUCCUCAAGUUCUUCCUGAAGUGUAACCAGAACUGCCUGAAGAACGCAGGGAACCCUCGGGACAUGAGGCGUUUUCAGGUGGUCGUGUCGACUACGGUGAGCGUGGAGGGUCACGUCCUGGCCGUCUCCGACAACAUGUUUGUGCACAACAACUCCAAACACGGCCGCCGGGCCCGAAGACUAGACCCCUCGGAAGGAACGCCGUCCUACCUGGAACACGCAACCCCCAGCAUCAAAGCCAUCAGUCCCAGUGAAGGCUGGACCACAGGGGGCGCCACAGUCAUCAUCAUCGGGGACAACUUCUUUGACGGCCUGCAGGUCAUCUUCGGAACCAUGCUGGUCUGGAGUGAGCUGAUCACCCCCCAUGCCAUUCGUGUGCAGACUCCACCCAGACACAUCCCCGGAGUGGUGGAGGUCACGCUGUCCUACAAAUCCAAACAGUUCUGCAAAGGCACACCUGGACGCUUCAUCUACACAG
Paralichthys olivaceus (Japanese flounder) is the source of this 482-nucleotide messenger RNA. The record is from RefSeq and is a predicted model, not a curated record. Lineage: Eukaryota; Metazoa; Chordata; Actinopteri; Pleuronectiformes; Paralichthyidae.